UUGUAUCAUCAACCUUUCUCCCUUUCUCUCCCUUUUUCCCUUCAUCUCGUUUCAUUUUGUGUUUCAUCACUCUGCUUUUUUAAUUCAUCAGAAAUAUAUUAUCUCACCAAACCAAGACUUUUAUUUCCAAAAAAAAAAACUCUUUUCAAUCACAAGUAUGACAUCUUCCUCUCAAAGUAAUUCUGAUGAUACACGAGAUGAUGCAUUUGAUGAUGCAUUUGAUGAUGCAUUUGAUCAAUAUUUUGAUCAAACCUUUGAGAGAUUUACCAUUGCUCUUCAACAACAACCAAGUAGACAAAGAAGAAAACGAGCUUAUAUCGAAAGAAAUCGUGAAGAAGGGCAUAGAAGAUUAUGGAAUGAUUAUUUCAGCGAAACUCCAACAUAUCAAGAAGAUACCUUCCGACGACGUUUUAGAAUGAACAAGCCACUGUUCAUGAGCAUUGUUGAUCGAUUCUCCAACGAAGUUCAAUAUUUUCGGGAAAAGAGAGAUGGUCUCGGAAGGAUUAGUCUCUCCCCCUUACAAAAGUGUACUGCAGCCAUUCGUGUCUUGGCAUAUGGUUCUGCGGGUGAUAUGGUUGACGAAUACCUCCGGCUCGGUGAAGCAACAACUCGGUUAUGUGUAGAAAAUUUUGUGGAAGGCAUAAUCAAUAUGUUCGGCGAUGAGUACUUAAGAAGACCAACACCGGCUGAUCUAGAACGUCUACUUGCUGUUGGAGAGUAUCGAGGUUUUCCCGGAAUGAUAGGAAGCAUCGACUGUAUGCACUGGGAGUGGAAGAAUUGUCCAACCGCUUGGAAAGGGCAAUAUUCUCGUGGUUCAGAUAAACCAACGAUCGUUUUAGAAGCAGUUGCUUCAUACGAUCUCUGGAUAUGGCAUGCAUUUUUUGGACCUCCAGGUACAUGCAAUGAUAUUAAUGUUCUUGAUCAAUCACCUGUUUUUGAUGACAUAAUUCAAGGUUAUGCUCCGCAAGUCACUUUCUCUGUCAAUGGAAGACAAUAUCAUAUGGCUUACUAUCUCACCGAUGGUAUUUAUCCGAAAUGGGCUACUUUUAUCCAAUCUAUUCGUUUACCACAAGUGCCGAAAGCAAUUUUAUUUGCUAAAAAACAAGAAGGUGUCCGAAAAGAUGUCGAGCGUGCUUUUGGAGUCCUGCAAGCUCGCUUUGCCAUUGUUAAAAAUCCGGCGCUGUUCUGGGAUAAAGAUAAAAUCGGAAAGAUUAUGAGAGCGUGUAUCAUACUUCAUAAUAUGAUAGUAGAAAAUGAACGAAGUACAUACACUCAGUAUAAUGUUGAAGAGUUCAUCGAAGGAGAAGAUAAUGGAAGCUCACAUGUCGAUGGCAAUUUCGAUAGAGAUCACAGAAAUGGUGUGGCCCAUAGGAUGGUUGCAGAAGCAAGAAUUCGUGAUCAAACAACGCAUCAACAACUGAAACAUGAUUUGGUUGAACAUAUAUGGCGUAAAUUUGGGCAUGAAUAUGACAACAACUAAGCUCGGAUGCUUCUUUUGUUUAUUUUACUAAUAUUUUGUUUCAUGUUUUUUUAAAAAAAUUAUGUUUAAAAUGUUAUCUUUUAUUCUGUUUAUGAAAUAAAACUUUUUUUAAUUUUAAUAAAAAUUGUUAAAAAAAAUUAAGCAACCAAAAAUAAGAAACUAGCAAUAGAGGAGCAAAAUAAUGAAAUUGCUUACCCAAGUCUCUUACCAUAAUUUACUACUAAAAUAUUACUUAGCAACCCAUAAUGAGUUGCAAGGAUAAAGAUGCU
Messenger RNA from Raphanus sativus (radish), 1749 nucleotides. RefSeq lists its product as uncharacterized. Bases 158 to 1480 code for a protein of 440 amino acids. The transcript has a single exon. The record is from RefSeq and is a predicted model, not a curated record. Lineage: Eukaryota; Viridiplantae; Streptophyta; Magnoliopsida; Brassicales; Brassicaceae.